AUGCCUCGUGGUCAGAAAAGCAAGCAUCGUGCCCGUGAGAAGCGCCAGCGCCGCCAGGCUCAAGAAGAGCUUACAAGUCCACCAAGUGCUCAAGCUUCUGUAGAAAGAAAAGAUGAUUCACAAGGUCAUCCUGAGAGUUCAUCUGCUGCUAGAGCAACUCGCAGUCAACAGCCUGAGGGAGCCAUGGCUGCUGGUGCUACUGCUGCUUCGUACACAAGUUCUGAUGAAGAAAGCCAAGUUGAGGAAAUGUUAAGGGAAUUACAUGUGAGCACUAAGGAAUCAGAAGAAUUUGUAGAAGAAAAGGUUGCUAUCUUGGUACACUAUCUGCUAUACAAGUAUCAACUGAAAGAGCCUGUUACAAAGGCAGAAAUACUGCGAAACAUAAUGCAGAUAAACAAGAAUCAGUUUUUCGAUGUCUUGAAGAAGGCCACUGAUCACCUGGAGUUGAUCUUUGGCCUUGAUGUGAAAGAAGUAGAUCCCAACAAGAAUAUCUAUGUCCUCAUCAACAAGCUGGAAAUAGAUCAAGAUAUAAAAACGGGUGAUGUCGAAGGGAUACCCCCAACUGGCCUGCUGAUGACUAUCCUGGGUGUGAUACUCACAAAGGACAGCCACGCCACUGAGAAAGAAGUUUGGGAAGUGCUAAAUAUGAUGGGAAUAUAUGAUGGGACUCAGCACUUCUUCUUUGGUGAUGUUAAAAUGCUCAUCACCAAAGAUUUAGUGAAAGAAAGGUACCUAGAGUAUGGGCAGGUUCCAAACAGUGAUCCUCCUUGCUAUGAAUUCCGUUGGGGCCCAAGAGCCCAUGCUGAGACCAGCAAAAUGAAAGUCCUUGAGUUUAUGGCCAAGAUCCAUAAUAGCACUCCUAGUGCCUUCUCACCUUAUUAUGAAGAAGCAGUGAAAGAACAGGAAGAAAGAGCCAAAGCCCGAGCUGCUGCUAGGGCUCGUACAGCUGCUAUGGCCCGUUUACGUGCCAGGGUCAAUUCCAGCAGCCUUCCUAGUUCCAAGUGA
Messenger RNA from Octodon degus (degu), 1005 nucleotides. RefSeq names its product melanoma-associated antigen B10-like. The coding region runs from base 1 to 1005 and encodes 334 amino acids. Gene Ontology annotation, cellular component: nucleus. The record is from RefSeq and is a predicted model, not a curated record. Gene Ontology annotation, biological process: negative regulation of transcription by RNA polymerase II. NCBI's taxonomy places the organism in Eukaryota, Metazoa, Chordata, Mammalia, Rodentia, Octodontidae. The transcript has a single exon.